Molecule: messenger RNA, 925 nt
Organism: Physella acuta
Lineage: Eukaryota; Metazoa; Mollusca; Gastropoda; Physidae
Product: multiple epidermal growth factor-like domains protein 6
Molecular function (GO): calcium ion binding
Source: RefSeq, a predicted model, not a curated record
UUAUUUAGAAUUAGAAGAUAAUUGGCUUGGUUGCAUUGAUGAGUACAUAAAAUUGUAUGAUGGAGAAACAACAGCCAGCCCAUUGCUGUUUAAAUUUUGUGGAAAUGAAAAAAUUUGGAACGUUAUCUACACCACUGGACCAACGCUGUUGAUCAAGUAUAGAACUAACAAUAAUCGAUGGGUCGGACCGGGAUUUAAAGCAAAUUACUGGGCAAAAGACCUACCAAGCUACACAACUCACAUUGAUCUUGAGCUGAAUGUUAAAAAAAUAAUCAACAGUCCAAACUACCCCGUGGGGUUCACAACUAGCAUCAUGCACUACUGGUACAUCACCGCUCCUGUAGGCUCUGUGAUCACACUUCGUGUUGAAGAUUUUCAUCUGGAUCCCUCCGCCUGCAUUCAAGUCGUGACAACUAAUGUUCUGGGGAUGCCACGGUCACAGGUGGGGUAUGCUUGUGGCACUUAUAUCCCAAAAGUCAUCAGAUCAACCGGGUCAUACAUGACAAUAGCCACUAAACCAACUUUUUAUGAUCAACCUUUUGGUCAAGGAUUUAAUGGAACAGUGCAUGCACACACAUGUGCACCAGGGAUGUAUGGUAUAGACAACUGUGACAACGCUUGUAACUGUAGUGGCCACGCCUGGUACUGUGAUAAUGUGGAUGGCAACUGUUCCUGUAACGCCUAUUUUGAGGGACGACAUUGUGAGAUAGACAUUGAUGAAUGUCAGAAUCCAAAAACAUGCAAGUUGACCCAGACUUGUGUUAACGUAGUCUGGGGAUAUUAUUGUUUACCAGCCUGUGAUUUCACAUACACUGCAGACAUUGGUUUUUUUAAUUCGGCUGGGUACCCUAAUUAUUAUCUUGCAAACGAUCAAUGUAGCUGGACGAUUCAAGGAAAAACAGGAUCUGUUGAUAGAGAAAGAUGA